This is a messenger RNA of Ectocarpus sp. CCAP 1310/34, 592 nucleotides long. Lineage: Eukaryota; Phaeophyceae; Ectocarpales; Ectocarpaceae. The record is from the annotation of a GenBank genome assembly.
CACGCGUACGGAGCUGUGCAAAGUGAAAGGAAGGAGGAAAUAUACCUCCUUCUGAAGAGGUACGCGGAGUGACGGAGGAGGAACGGCACGCUGCUCGCUCUGGAGUGGUUGUACGACGACCUCUGCUGUAGAGGGGCUGAUGAUGUCAGGGGUGGAUACGAUAGUCAGGACGUCCUCUGCUUGGACUUCUACUUCGACACCGCCGCCGGCAUCCAAGCGCGCCAGAGGGGACAGAGAUAGAGCGAGUGCAAGAGUCGCUAGCGGGGUGCCUUUGAAGCUUGAACAGAUCAGCACCCUCACGGACGCAGUCGCGAUCGCCUACAUGAAAGCCAUAGGGCUGAAGUUGACAUGCAACGUUGCACUCAAGCAGAAGAAACUACAGGACUUUUUCGAAAGCAACAAUAUUUCAGAGUACAGGUACUCUCCUUCAAGGCCUGAGACCUCGCCCGCGCCCGCUGUAGGACCCGCCAGUGGGCACAUGUCAAUCUGAGGGUUGUGGACUCGAAAUAUCUGCUGAUGUUGAGUUGUUGUAGAUAUAUUUAUCGGCGGAACCUGCUCUUUCUCCACCUUUGAGCCAGAUAAUUGAGUAUUA